Messenger RNA from Harpegnathos saltator (Jerdon's jumping ant), 832 nucleotides. RefSeq names its product ribosomal protein L10 (gene RpL10). NCBI's taxonomy places the organism in Eukaryota, Metazoa, Arthropoda, Insecta, Hymenoptera, Formicidae. Gene Ontology annotation, molecular function: structural constituent of ribosome. The coding region runs from base 116 to 775 and encodes 219 amino acids. Gene Ontology annotation, cellular component: ribosome. Gene Ontology annotation, biological process: translation. The transcript is spliced from 4 exons. The record is from RefSeq and is a predicted model, not a curated record.
UUCUCUAUUUCAUCACGCAUGCGCAACUUUUUCCGUUUUAACAUUCCGCUCCGCUGAAACUAUCUUUUCAAGCUUAGCUUGGUGUGACAUUGGUUCUAAAGGUUCAUAGGUUAAAAUGGGUCGUCGACCAGCGAGAUGUUAUCGGUACUGCAAGAACAAACCAUAUCCAAAAUCCAGAUUCUGUCGUGGUGUUCCUGACCCGAAAAUCCGCAUUUUUGAUCUUGGCAAAAAGAAAGCAUCUGUAGAAGAUUUUCCACUAUGCGUUCACUUAGUGUCAGAUGAAUAUGAACAGCUUAGUUCUGAAGCUCUGGAAGCUGGACGUAUUUGUGCCAACAAAUACAUGGUAAAGAAUGCUGGCAAGGACCAGUUCCACAUUCGUAUGAGACUGCAUCCUUUCCAUGUAAUUCGUAUCAACAAAAUGUUAUCAUGUGCUGGAGCUGAUAGGCUCCAAACUGGAAUGAGAGGUGCUUUCGGCAAACCGCAGGGUACUGUAGCUAGAGUACACAUUGGUCAGCCCAUUAUGAGCGUUCGUUCUUCUGAUCGUCAUAAGGCGGCUGUUAUCGAAGCUCUACGACGUGCCAAGUUCAAGUUCCCUGGCCGUCAGAAGAUCUAUGUCUCGAAGAAAUGGGGUUUCACGAAGUAUGAUCGUGCCGAAUACGAAGAGUUGAAAGUCGCGGGUCGUCUUGCUCCAGAUGGCUGCAAUGUCAAAUAUUUGCCCGAGCAUGGACCACUUGAAGAAUGGAAAAAAUUCAGGAAGGCACUUGCUGUAGCCUAAAUAAGUACCGAACAUUUUGUGAACAUGGGGUUGAAUAAAAUAAUUGUAAUAAAAAAA